AUGCUUUACGGCAGUAUGAUUUGGACUUCUUGCGGUAAAGAAAAUCUUUUGAAAGUUCUGCGUCUUCAAAAAUGUGCAAUGUUCUAGACUAAUUCUUGAUGCCAAAAGAACAACACCUUCUGUCAGCUUAUUUAACUCCCUAAAGUGGAUUCCCUUUCAUGCUGAAUCAUUUGUAAAUUGAUGCAAGCUUACAAAAGGCUGAAUGGCAAUACCCCUGAAUAUAUAAAUGAUUUACUUAUCAGGAACUCUGACACACAUAACAGAUCAACCCAUUUCUGUAGUCUUCACUUAAGUUGCCCUCGAUGUAAGAGAAGUAAGGAAGCUGGUCGAACGUUUGCUGUGAGAGCAACAAAGGAAUGGAACAAUCUUAGUGUGGAGCUCUAA
Pocillopora meandrina is the source of this 384-nucleotide messenger RNA. The record is from the annotation of a GenBank genome assembly. NCBI's taxonomy places the organism in Eukaryota, Metazoa, Cnidaria, Anthozoa, Scleractinia, Pocilloporidae.